GUAAAUACAGUGUGACAUUAAUAUUAAAACAACAACAACAAAAACAAUCGUAGCAAACAUAGCAAGCAACAAAAACAAUAACAACAAUAUAGUAUGACAUAAAAUGAAAUAUGUUUAAAAUAUCCGAUUUUUGUUGAGAAUAGAAAACAGUGUGUGAGAUAAAAAUAUAACGAAAAGAAAAUGGUUACAUGGAAUACAAACAAACGAAUAGUGCGUAUUCUGUUGGUUGGUGAUGCGGGCGUUGGGAAAACGUCACUCAUUUUAUCGCUUGUAAGUGAGGAUUUUCUCGAAGAUGUACCACCAAAAGCAGAAGAAAUUACUAUUCCAGCCGAUGUAACGCCAGAACAAGUUCCAACCAACAUUGUAGAUUACAAUGCAAUUGAACAAAAUGAUGAUUCAUUGCACGAGGAAAUCAACAAAGCACACGUUGUAUGUAUCGUGUACUCUGUUGAAGAUGAAACAUCACUCGACCGUAUUAGUGACUAUUGGUUGCCAUUGAUUCGAGAUUCGGUCAACGAAAGUGAACAACGAAAACCAGUCGUUUUAGUUGGAAAUAAAAUCGAUUUAAUUGACUAUUCAACAAUUGAUAUGGUUCUUGGGAUUAUGGAAGAAUUUCCUGAAGUGGAAAGUUGCAUUGAAUGUUCGGCAAAAACUCUACACAACAUAUCCGAAAUGUUUUAUUAUGCACAAAAGGCGGUACUUCAUCCAGCGGCCCCAUUGUACUCGAUGGAAGAUCAAGACUUAACGGAUAAAUGUAAAAAGGCGUUGGUUCGAAUUUUUAAAAUUUGCGAUAUUGAUGGUGAUGGUUUGCUCAAUGACUUUGAAUUAAAUCAUUUUCAACGACGUUGUUUUAAUGCACCGCUUCAGCCACAAGUUCUUGAAGAAGUGAAAGCAGUAUUGAGUAAAAAUGUACCGGAUGGUGUUGUCAACGAUGCGGUCACUUUAAAAGGUUUCCUAUUUUUGCAUUGUCUGUUCAUUCAACGUGGUCGCAAUGAAACAACAUGGGCUGUUUUGCGUCGCUUUGGCUACAAUGAAACAUUAGAAAUGGCAAAAGAGUAUUUACAACCGACCAUCAAAAUACCGCCCGGAAGUAGUACAGAAUUAUCACAUCGUGGACAACAAUUUCUAACAAUGUUAUUCGAACGAAAUGAUCGGGAUCUGGAUGGUGCAUUAUCACCGGAUGAAUUGAAGACAUUAUUUUCGGCUUGUCCAACAUUGCCAUGGCCAUCACUUUCCGAUUUACGUCGAACGGUGCCAACAAAUGAAAAAGGCUGGCUUACACUUCAUGGUUGGAUUUGUCGCUGGACACUACAAACACUGGUCGAUCUACCGCGAACACUUGAGUAUCUUGCUUAUUUAGGAUUUAAUGUGCAUGAAAAUGAAUCACAGUUGACCGCCGUACAAGUGACCAGAGAACGAAGACUGGAUUUGGCGAAGAAACAAAGUAAUCGAACUGUGUAUAUGUGCCAUGUUAUCGGACCAAAGGGUUCGGGCAAAACAGCACUAUGUCGUGCACUUAUCGCAGAAGAUAUGAAACGUUUACUCGAUAGAGAUUUUCGAAGUGGUUCACACUAUUGCGUAAACAGCGUACAAAUUUACGGUCAAGAAAAGCAUCUUGUUAUGCGUGAUAUUGAAGUGCGUCAAGUAUUGGAUCCAUUGCAACCGCAAGAUGUUCACUGUGACGUCGCUUGCCUAGUCUACGAUACAAACAAUCCAAAGUCAUUUGAGUAUAUUGCACGUAUCUACAUAAAAUAUUUUGCUGAGAGCAAAAUUCCUGUAUUGAUUACGGGUACAAAGGGCGAUUUAACCGAGGUUCGCCAAGAGUAUUUAUUGCAGCCCAACGAAUUUUGUCAAAAGUACAAAAUUCUACCACCGCAAAUAUUUAGUCUGAAGCAUAAUAAAAAGGAUUUAUAUGUCAAAUUAUCAACAAUGGCAGCAUUUCCACGAUUCCAGGCCGCAUGGAUAUUAUUUUACAGACAUCGCUUGGAACAUCUUUGGGAUUCAACAAAUCUAAGACAUUUUGGUCUCAUGCGUUCGGAUCCGCUAGUGUGGUGGAAGGCUGGCAUUGGUUUGGCAGCCGCUACGUGUUUUGGAUUUUUUAUAGUUAAGAUUUUCCAAAGAUCAACACCCAGCUAAAUAACGAUAAUUAUUACGUUUUAUUUUCGUUCAGACUAGCUUUUCUCAUCAAAUAAAUUCAAUUUGUCUGUAAUGUAAA
This is a messenger RNA of Contarinia nasturtii (swede midge), 2215 nucleotides long. It is a transcript of the gene Miro, whose product is annotated as mitochondrial Rho GTPase. The coding region runs from base 181 to 2136 and encodes 651 amino acids. NCBI's taxonomy places the organism in Eukaryota, Metazoa, Arthropoda, Insecta, Diptera, Cecidomyiidae. The transcript has 8 exons. Gene Ontology annotation, biological process: mitochondrion organization; small GTPase-mediated signal transduction. The record is from RefSeq and is a predicted model, not a curated record. Gene Ontology annotation, molecular function: calcium ion binding; GTP binding; GTPase activity. Gene Ontology annotation, cellular component: mitochondrial outer membrane.